ACACUUCACAAAUCACAAGCCAUUGCUAACCGAAGCUAGCUCAAAGCAAAUCCUUACUAGCACUAGCACACUGUCCUGGACGUACUAGGCUAGGCAUAGGCUUAAUUAGUCUCUAACUAGCUAGGUGGUUAACGUACCAUGGCAGGCCGACCUCUCACUCCCUUCCAACUCAUUGCCAUCCUCUUGCUGGCGCUUCUCGUUACGAGCCACGCCGGCGGAAUCGCCAUAUACUGGGGCCAGAACACGGGAGAAGCAACCCUGUCCGCGACGUGCGCGUCCCGCAAGUACCAGUUCGUCAUCCUCGCCUUCGUUUUCCAGUUCGGCCAGGGCCGGGCGCCGCAGCUGGACCUGUCCGGCCACUGCGACGCCUCGUCAGGCCGCUGCUCCGUCCUGAGCAAUGACAUCCGCUCGUGCCAGCGCCGUGGCGUCAAGGUCCUGCUCUCCAUCGGCGGCGGCGUUGGCAACUACGGCCUGUCGUCAGCCGCGGACGCGCGGCUGGUGGCCGCGUACCUCUGGAAUAGCUACCUCGGCGGCAAGUCGUCGUCACGUCCGCUCGGCGAUGCCGUCCUUGAUGGCAUCGACUUCGACAUCGAGCUCGGCAGCGCCAAGUUCUGGGACAAUCUCGCCAGGGACCUCAAGGACAUGGGCAAGAGUGGCAACAAGGCGGUGCUGCUGAGCGCGGCGCCGCAGUGCCCGUUCCCGGACGAGUGGGACGACGGCGCGAUCAAGACGGGGCUGUUCGACUUCGUUUGGGUGCAGUUCUACAACAACCCGGAGUGCCAGUUCAGCUCGGGGCGCAAGGCCUUCCUGGACGCAUGGAAACAGUGGGAGUCGGUGCCGGCGGGGAAGCUCUACCUCGGACUGCCAGCCUCCAAGGACGCGGCAGGCACCGGGUUCGUGCCCGCGGCCCAGCUCACGUCGCAGGUGCUGCCGCUCAUCAAGGGCUCGCGCAAGUACGGCGGCGUCAUGCUCUGGUCCAAGUUCUACGACGACCGCACGGGAUACAGCUCCGCCAUCAAGAGCCACGUCUGAUAGACUGAUAGGAAAUUGCAAGCGUGCGUGUAAAGCGUCUGUGAGUGCGUGCGGACGCUGCAUGUGGAGUUGUGGUAGAUAGUUUUAUAUUUCAGCAUGUUCGUGUUCGAUCUUGUCUCGAUGUGAACCGUAGCUGGGAGACUGUUAUGCAGUAGUCUAGUAGAGCAAAAGAUCAGCUUUGCAAUUUUCAGUCGCCAUGACGCCAUCCUAGUAGGCCUUUUAUCAACAAAUAAAGUAAAGACCGCUCGUCACUUUUUCUGAUCUAUA
Messenger RNA from Sorghum bicolor (sorghum), 1299 nucleotides. RefSeq names its product hevamine-A. NCBI's taxonomy places the organism in Eukaryota, Viridiplantae, Streptophyta, Magnoliopsida, Poales, Poaceae. The transcript is spliced from 2 exons. Gene Ontology annotation, biological process: carbohydrate metabolic process. Gene Ontology annotation, molecular function: chitinase activity. The record is from RefSeq and is a predicted model, not a curated record. The coding region runs from base 139 to 1032 and encodes 297 amino acids. Gene Ontology annotation, cellular component: extracellular region.